Messenger RNA from Iphiclides podalirius (scarce swallowtail), 1842 nucleotides. NCBI's taxonomy places the organism in Eukaryota, Metazoa, Arthropoda, Insecta, Lepidoptera, Papilionidae. The record is from the annotation of a GenBank genome assembly.
AUGUCGCGUUGCAGAUACUUGAAGGAAUUCCGAGUGGAGCAGUGUCCAUCAUUCCUACAGCAUAAAUGUACACAACACAGGCCUUUCACAUGUUUUCACUGGCAUUUCAACAAUCAGAGAAGAAGGCGUCCAGUCAGGAAAAGAGAUGGAUCAUUUAAUUAUAGCGCUGAUAACUAUUGUGCCAAAUAUAACGAGACGUCGGGAAUUUGCGAAGAUGGGGAUGAGUGUCCAUACUUACAUAGAACAGCGGGUGACACGGAGCGUCGCUACCACCUGCGAUAUUACAAGACCUGCAUGUGCGUCCACGACACUGACGCCCGUGGGUUGUGCACAAAAAAUGGGGCGCACUGCGCUUUCGCCCACGGUGCACCGGACCUACGGCCUCCGGUGCUCGACGUCAGGGAGCUUCAGGCCUUAGAGAACCCGGAUGGCGCCGACGGCGACGCCGCCGCACCAAACGCGCUUGACCGGGAACGCAAUUUGAUGAACGAAGACCCAAAGUGGCAAGAUACGAAUUAUGUGCUAUCAUCAUAUAAAACAGAGCCAUGUAAAAGACCACCUAGAUUAUGUAGACAAGGGUAUGCUUGCCCACAGUAUCACAAUAGUAAAGACAAGCGCAGAUCACCGCGCAAGUACAAGUACCGCAGCACGCCGUGCCCCAACGUGAAGCACGGCGAGGAGUGGGGCGAGCCGAGCAACUGCGAGGCGGGCGACGCGUGCGGCUACUGCCACACGCGCACCGAGCAGCAGUUCCACCCGGAGAUCUACAAGUCGACAAAGUGCAACGACGUGCAGCAGGCCGGCUACUGCCCGAGGGGGCUGUUCUGCGCGUUCGCCCACGUGGAACCGGAAGAUCUGACCGCGGGCCGCGACCUGAGUGCACCGCUCGAGUGCACCACCAACCUGGCGGAGCUGCUGUCCUCCGCCAUGCCCGAGAAGCGCGCUCCCUCGCCGGCGCCCCACGCCCACACCAACGGCGACGAGUGCGCCUCCACGUCGAGCGGCGGCUCCGCCCCGCCCCGCGCCUACGACGACAAGUUCGCCUGGCACCCGAGGAGCACCUUCGACGCGACGGUCCUCCAAGAAGUGGUGGGCAACGCGCUCGACGACCUGCACCUCGACGACCCGCUCAAUCUGGUCGCGUCGCUGGACCGCGACCUCUCCGACGGCGAGGGGCUGCUCGGCGGCUCCGCGCCCGUCAACAUCCCGCGGCCGGCGCUGCGCGGCUUCAGCCCGCCCACGGGCGGCUCGCCCCUGCCGCCCUUCCUCCGCUACGCGUCCAACGAGGAGCGCCUGUUCAACACGCACAUGAAGGCGGGCAGCUUCGGCGCGGCGGGCGCGGGGCCGUUCGAGCUGCUGGCCGCCUCGCCGUCCGCGCCGGUCGAGCUGUCGCGGCUUCGCGAGGAGGUGGUGGCGUCGCGCGCGGCCGCCGCCCGCUGGGAUGAGCGCAUCGCUCAGGCGCGCUCCGCCUGCGAGGCGUGGCAGCGCGAGUCGGACGAGGCGCAGCGCAAGACGGCGCUGGCGGAGCGCCAGAGGGACGAGGCGCUCGCGCACGUGAUCACGCUGCGGCGCGAGCUGGACGCGGCGCGCGCCUCCAGCGGCCGCCGCGAGCUGCGCGGGCUGCCCCUCAACACGCUGAAGGCCAUGCAGGCGCAGACGCGCGCCGAGCUGGAGGAGAUCGAGAAGGUACUGUACCUGGAGACGGCCACCAAGUGCAUGGUGUGCGAGGAGCAGCCGCGCAGCGUCACCCUGGCGCCGUGCAACCAUUACGUGCUGUGCGACGGGUGCGCCGCAACCGCCAAGGAGUGCCCUUAUUGCCAGACGCCCGUGCAGCACCACCAA